AUGGACGCGCCCCUGCCUCCGCCCGCUUACGCCGACGGCGAGCAGACGGACUUCGUCCUCAUCGAGAAAUUCGGCUACGUCGCCGACCGCGAAGACGCCACCACCGCCACCUGCCUCCUGCAGGGUCCCGACCUCAAGGGCAGCAUCAAGGUCACAUUCUGCGCCGCCUGCCCGCCGCGCGUCUCCUACUUCUGCGUCCACGCCACCGAGUACGACCGCGCCGACUUGGACCUCGGCCCGGCCAUCCUCGCCACGGAGGGCCCUCUCGUCCUCCUCAGCGCCAUGCUGCCCAGUCCAUCCGACAUGUUCCAUCCCGUGACGAAACAGUAUUUCGUCUACCACGCCGGCACCGACGACACCGACGGGGAGGGGAAGAAGGCGAGCCGCCCGUCACUCAAGCACCUCCCUAACCCUGGCCGCUACCACGAAUUCGAGGAAGCCUCGGCUACCCUCUUGCGGACCUGCAGCAAGCAUCAUAGCUCCAGCGGCUCCACCCUGCACCCCCAUGGAGCCAACCAGAACGACCACGACUGCGAGGCAUGCGAGUUCGUUAUCGUCGCAAAGCGUUCUGCGCGCGUGAGAAGGACACAGCACGAGCUCUGCCUGUACCACUCGGAGAAGCAGGCCUGGAGCAUCAAGACAGCCAAAGUAUCGGGGGAUGCUCCGUACAAUCACCACUGGACGGACAAAGCAAUUGCCAUUGGAGGGGAUGACGGCGUGGUGGCAUGGGUCAAUCUUGGCCGGGACAUUCUCUUCUGCGACGUGCUCGCCGAGACCCCCACACUCUGCCCCGUCGAGCUGCCGCCGCUGAUCCCGGCAAGCAAGGGAGUUGGGACCGGUGACCCAAGAUGCAGCCGGGACGUCACCAUUGCCGAUGGUUUCAUCCGCUACACCCAGCUGCAGAUCCGGAUCGUUCCGGGCUCGUUCAUGGACGAUGGAGCCGUCACAUUCGAUGGCUGGAAAGCUGCCAAAUGCAGCAUGGCGAUCGACGCCCGCUCGUUGCCUUUGGCCGAGGCGUCUUGGCAGCAGCACACGGGCCUCCUCGAGCUCGAUUCCUCGCAGAUUUCCAUGUUGCUGCCGAGUCUUGUGGUCGAUGAGGGUAGCACCAUAGCGUUCGAGAGACUGCACGUUGGCCUGCCCACCCUGAGCCUGCUAGAUGACGACAUUGUUUAUUUCCUCGCCAAGAUCGACUACCGGGACGUGGAACACACAGCAUAUGUGCUUGCUCUUGACUUGAGAAACAAGACGAUGAAGAGCGUUGCUGAGUUUGGAGCCAAAAACACAAUUGGUUUGGGCCAGGCGUUUAUUGCAAGUACCAUCUCCAAAUAUAUCUCAAAGUUGCUCCAGGGUAAUUGA
Messenger RNA from Triticum turgidum subsp. durum (durum wheat), 1356 nucleotides. NCBI's taxonomy places the organism in Eukaryota, Viridiplantae, Streptophyta, Magnoliopsida, Poales, Poaceae. The record is from the annotation of a GenBank genome assembly.